UUCUCGCUGUAAAUCUUUCUUCUGCAAUUUGCUUCGUGAUCUUCCUCAUCAUCAUGUUCAGCUUAGGCCAUCUUCCUUUCAUGUCUUCUCUCCCAACGAAUGCUUGCCUAACAACUAAGCAAAGGCCUUCCGUCGUCAUUCUCCCUCUCCCAUCGUCCACUACACCACACCAGCUGCCUUCAUGCGCCAUGUCCAAAUCUUUCUUCCCAGUCAAAAGCUCAGAACCGACUUCCACGGUGAGCAUGGUUGAUGCCGGAAAGUGGCCGUCGGGAUCGAAAAGAGCUUCGGUGGCGACGAGGGCUGCACCUUUGACGCAGAACGAGAGCGCUUUGGCUGAAGAAGCGGAUGGCUGUGGUCUUGGAAUUGUGUCCUUCCUCAGAAAUAAGAACAUGCUUAUCACAGGGACGACCGGAUUUCUUGGAAAACUGCUUAUAGAGAAGAUACUCCGGAGUCAGCCUGACGUUGGCAAGCUUUUUCUUCUAAUUCAAGGUCCAAACCACGAGGCUGUGAUUGAAAGACUAAAAAAGGAAAUAAUCAAUGCUAAACUCUUCAAGUGUUUGAAGCGAAUCCACGGGAGUUCUUACGAAGCUUUUAUGCUGAGCAAGCUGAUCCCGGUAGCUGGACAUCUCGAAGAGGACUCAUUGGGAAUGGAGGAAAAGAUCGAAAAGGUUAUUGAAGACCAAGUUCACCUAAUUAUAAGUUGCGCUGCAAACACAAGGUUUGAUGAAAGGUAUGAUGUUGCUAUGAGUACAAACACAAAUGGCAUGUCCAGGCUUGUAAAGCUCGCAAGAAGAUGCAGGAAACUUCAGGUCUUCCUGCAUGUCUCCACAGCUUAUGUACAUGGAGCGAGAAUUGGACUGAUAAAGGAAAGGCCGUUCAUAUUUGGGGAUAGCUUAGCACGGGAGGAAGCCAUGGCAACACAAUCUGAAGAAACUCCACCCAUCUUGGAUAUUCGAGAAGAAGUCAAGAUGAUAGACGACACUCUGAAAGGGUUAGAAGAAAGCAUGGCAACUCCAAGAAUGAAAGAUUUGGGCCUCAAAAGGGCAAAUGUCCAUGGUUGGGAUAAUGUUUAUUCCUUCACAAAAGCAAUGGGAGAGAUGGUGAUCGGAACCAUGUCCAACGACAUCCCAACAAUAAUUGUUCGGCCCAGCAUUGUUGGAAGCACAAUCCAAGACCCAUUCCCAGGGUGGAUUCAAGGACUCAGGAUGCUAGACCCGAUUAUGGUCUACUACGGGAAAGGCCGACUGAACUUCUUCACGGCAGGAGGAGAAACGAUUGCUGACUUGGUGCCUGCAGACAUGGUCGUAAACGCAAUCUUGGCUGCAAUAGCAAGGCAUGGAUCGUCAGGUGUUGCAGGGCUGAACAUUUAUCACACCGGAACAAGUUCCAUAAACCCCUUACGAUGGGAUGAGCUGUUUGAACACUGUUAUGAGCACUAUCACUCCUUUCCUUUCAUUGAUUCACAAGGAAAAGCGGUUCGAGUGGAGAGGGUGAAGCUCUUCGACACACUGGCAGCCAUAUCUUCACAUUUGUCAGCUGAGAGGAAUGGUAGCUCAAAAGAAGUGAAGGGCACGAACAUGAUGUUAAAAAAGUUAUCGAUGGCAUACGCGCCACCGGCUUCAUGCACCUUCAAUUCUUUGCCGCUCAAAAUCACGCAACCAGCUCCGCUCGUGAGAAUGGUGGACCGAAAGUGCACAUCUCAAUCGAAAAGAGAUUUGGUCGUCACAAGGGCAGGAAUAUUGACGACGCCGAAGGAUAGGGAGGUGGCUGAAGAAGACGAAGAGGACGAAUGUGGUCUAGGGAUCGAGGAGUUCCUCCGAGAUAAGAACAUGCUUAUCACAGGAACAACCGGCUUUGUUGGAAAACUGCUCAUAGAGAAGAUCCUCCGGAGUCAGCCUGACGUGGGCAAGCUUUUCCUUCUCAUUCAAGGGCCAAACCAAGAGGCUGUGAACAAAAGAUUAAGACACGAAAUAAUCAACUCCGAACUCUUCAAGCGUUUGAAGGGUGUACACGGGAGUUCUUACGCACCUUUUAUGCUAAGCAAGCUGGUCCCAGUAAUUGGACAUCUUCAAGAGGACUCUUUGGGAAUGGAGGAAAAAGUGCAGAAGUAUCUUGCAGACAAUGUCGACGUAAUUGUAAGUUGCGCUGCGAACACCAAGUUCGACGAAAGGUACGAUGUUGCUCUGAAUACAAACACCAAUGGGGGGUCGAGGCUGGUAAAGCUUGCAAGAGGAUGCAGGAAACUUCAGGUCUUCUUGCACGUCUCCACAGCUUUUGAAAUCCCACCCAUCUUGGAUAUUGGUGGCGAAACCAAGAUAAUAAACGACACUCUGGAAGGACGGGUGGAAAACACGGCAUCUCUAACUCCAAGAAUGAAAGAGUUGGGUCUCGAAAGGGCAAAGAUCCACGGUUGGCCAAAUGUUUAUUCUUUCACAAAAGCGAUGGGUGAGAUGGUGAUCGGUACCAUCUCAAGCGACCUCCCAACAGUCAUUGUUCGGCCUACCAUCAUUGGAAGCACAAUCCAAGACCCAUUCCCGGGGUGGAUUCAAGGACUCAGGAUGCUAGACCCGAUUAUGGUCUACUACGGGAAAGGCCGACUGAACUUCUUCACGGCAGGAGGAGAAACGAUUGCUGACUUGGUGCCUGCAGACAUGGUCGUAAACGCAAUCUUGGCUGCAAUAGCAAGGCAUGGAUCGUCAGGUGUUGCAGGGCUGAACAUUUAUCACACCGGAACAAGUUCCAUAAACCCCUUACGAUGGGAUGAGCUGUUUGAACACUGUUAUGAGCACUAUCACUCCUUUCCUUUCAUUGAUUCACAAGGAAAAGCGGUUCGAGUGGAGAGGGUGAAGCUCUUCGACACACUGGCAGCCAUAUCUUCACAUUUGUCAGCUGAGAGGAAUGGUAGCUCAAAAGAAGUGAAGGGCACGAACAUGAUGUUAAAAAAGUUAUCGAUGGCAUACGCGCCAUAGACAAGUUACAAAGGAAGGUUUGAUAUCGCCAAUGACAAAAAAUUGAUGAAGGAAAUGUCUCGAGAGGAGAUAAUGAACUUCACAUUUGAUGUGGCAGCGAUCGAAUGGAGGGAUUACAUUGUCAACGAGCACCUUCAUGGCCUUCGGAAGCAUGUCAUUCGUGGCUAUGCUUGAGCGAAA
Nymphaea colorata (pocket water lily) is the source of this 3149-nucleotide messenger RNA. RefSeq lists its product as uncharacterized. The coding region runs from base 54 to 2969 and encodes 971 amino acids. NCBI's taxonomy places the organism in Eukaryota, Viridiplantae, Streptophyta, Magnoliopsida, Nymphaeales, Nymphaeaceae. The record is from RefSeq and is a predicted model, not a curated record. The transcript is spliced from 18 exons. Gene Ontology annotation, molecular function: alcohol-forming very long-chain fatty acyl-CoA reductase (NADP+) activity. Gene Ontology annotation, biological process: suberin biosynthetic process; long-chain fatty-acyl-CoA metabolic process. Gene Ontology annotation, cellular component: intracellular membrane-bounded organelle.